AUGGCCCUCCGGAGUGCGCAAGGCGACGGCCCCACCUCCAGCCGCUGGGACGGCGGCGCCGAGAAGACAGACUUCACCGCCAAAAGGAAAAAGAAAGUGGCAGAGAUUUACCAGGCUCUGAACAGUGAUCCCACUGAUGUGGCUGCCCUUAGACGCAUGGCUAUCAGUGAAGGAGGGCUCCUGACUGAUGAGAUCAGGCAGAAAGUGUGGCCCAAGCUCCUCAAUGUCAAUACCAAUGACCCACCUCCUAUAUCAGGGAAGGACCUGCGGCAGGUGAGCAAGGACUACCAGCAAGUGCUGCUGGACGUCCGCCGGUCCUUACGGCGCUUCCCGCCCGGCAUGCCAGAGGAACAGAGGGAGGGGCUGCAGGAGGAGCUGAUCGACAUCAUCCUGCUCAUCUUGGAGCGCAACCCCCAGCUGCACUACUAUCAGGGCUACCAUGACAUCGUGGUCACGUUUCUGCUGGUGGUCGGCGAGGGGCUGGCGACAUCUCUGGUAGAAAAAUUGUCCACCCACCACCUCAGGGAUUUCAUGGACCCCACAAUGGACAACACCAAGCACAUAUUAAACUGUCUGAUGCCCAUCAUCGACCAGGUGAAUCCAGAGCUUCACGACUUCAUGCAGAGUGCCGAGGUGGGAACCAUCUUUGCCCUCAGCUGGCUCAUCACCUGGUUUGGGCAUGUCCUGUCUGACUUCAGGCACGUUGUGCGGUUAUACGACUUCUUCCUCGCCUGCCACCCGCUGAUGCCCAUUUACUUUGCAGCCGUGAUUGUGUUGCAUCGAGAGCAGGAGGUCCUGGAUUGCGACUGCGACAUGGCCUCGGUCCACCACCUGUUGUCCCAGAUCCCUCAGGACCUGCCCUACGAGACACUGAUCAGUAGAGCCGGAGACCUGUUCGUUCAGUUUCCCCCGUCCAAGCUGGCUCUGGAUGCAGCUGCCCAGCAGCAGGCCGAGAAGACGGCAGCCUCUACCUUCAAAGACUUCGAGCUGGCGUCGGCCCAGCAGAGGCCUGACACGGUGCUGCGGCAGCGGUUUCGGGGCCUUCUGCGGCCUGAGGAGCGAACGAAAGACGUCCUGACCAAACCAAGGACCAACCACUUUGUGAAACUGGCGGUGAUGGGGCUGACGGUGGCGCUCGGAGCGGCCGCCCUGGCCGUAGUGAAGAGCGCCCUGGAGUGGGCCCCGAAGUUUCAACUGCAGCUCUUCCCCUAGACGCCAGAGAGGACGCUUCCUCUUCCGUGACAU
Messenger RNA from Puma concolor (puma), 1245 nucleotides. It is a transcript of the gene TBC1D20, whose product is annotated as TBC1 domain family member 20. NCBI's taxonomy places the organism in Eukaryota, Metazoa, Chordata, Mammalia, Carnivora, Felidae. Gene Ontology annotation, molecular function: GTPase activator activity. Gene Ontology annotation, cellular component: endoplasmic reticulum membrane. The record is from RefSeq and is a predicted model, not a curated record. Gene Ontology annotation, biological process: endoplasmic reticulum to Golgi vesicle-mediated transport; positive regulation of GTPase activity.